AUGGCGUCGGAGGAUGUGAAGACGAGCGAAUCUGCGGUGUCGAAGAUUGUUAAUUUAGCGGAGGAGGCGAAGCUCGCAAAGGAAGAUAUAAAGCCCAUUAAGAAUCAAGUUUACAGCAUCUGCAAAUCUCUGGUCGCCGGCGGUGUCGCCGGAGGAGUGUCGAGGACCGCUGUAGCACCUCUGGAACGGCUUAAAAUUUUGCUUCAGGUUCAAAAUCCCCACAAUAUUAAAUACAAUGGUACUGUUCAAGGCUUGAAAUACAUAUGGAGAACUGAAGGCUUUAGGGGAUUGUUCAAAGGCAACGGCACCAACUGUGCUCGAAUUGUCCCAAACUCAGCAGUUAAAUUCUUCAGCUACGAGCAGGCAUCCAAGGGUAUAUUAUAUAUGUACCAACAACAAACUGGGAAUGAGGAUGCUCAGCUGACUCCCGUGCUACGUUUGGCGGCAGGAGCUUGUGCUGGAAUUAUUGCUAUGUCUGCUACAUACCCGAUGGACAUGGUUCGUGGAAGACUUACUGUACAGACAGAUAAGUCUCCUUAUCAGUACAGGGGAAUGUUUCAUGCUUUAUCAACUGUGCUACGCGAGGAAGGCUUCCGUGCACUGUACAAGGGUUGGCUUCCUUCUGUCAUUGGAGUGGUCCCAUAUGUGGGUCUCAACUUUGCUGUUUAUGAAUCACUUAAAGAUUACUUGAUCAAAUCCAAACCCUUCGGGCUCGUGGAAGAUAACGAACUUGGUGUCGUGACAAGGCUUGCAUGUGGGGCUGCAGCUGGCACGGUUGGGCAAACUGUUGCAUACCCGCUUGACGUCAUUCGCAGAAGGAUGCAGAUGGUCGGGUGGAAUAAUGCUUCUUCAAUUGUCACUGGUGGGACCAAGACUGCCCUCGAGUAUAAUGGCAUGAUUGAUGCUUUCAGGAAAACCGUGAGGCACGAGGGAGUUAGGGCCUUGUACAAGGGUCUAGUCCCCAAUUCAGUGAAGGUUGUGCCAUCAAUAGCAAUUGCUUUUGUGACGUACGAACAAGUGAAGGAGUUGCUCGGGGUUGAGAUUAGGAUAUCCGACUGA
Molecule: messenger RNA, 1059 nt
Organism: Striga hermonthica
Lineage: Eukaryota; Viridiplantae; Streptophyta; Magnoliopsida; Lamiales; Orobanchaceae
Source: the annotation of a GenBank genome assembly